AUUCACUAUUCACCGUCACGAUCGCAGCUUCACAUUCAUCUUAAGUGCAAUAUACCACCUUCCCCUCUCUAAUGCAAUGACCUCGACAGGUGGUCUCUCUCGCCGACGUGUAGCAGCAUCAGGCUCCAACAACGACGAUGCGGACGACGCCUGGGGUUUGAACGGUGGCGGUUCAAGCAGUCAUUCUUCCAAUCCCAGCAUAUCCUCUACACCGAUACCCGGGUCAACCUCCCAUGCUGGCACAGCGUUCCAAGGGGGAAGUAAGAUUGCUUACGACCCCAGAGACUUGGAACGUGAAGAUGAAGAUAUCCGACAGGGUGGUAAGGCACCCAAGUUGACGAUCAUGGAGGAGGUCUUACUGUUGGGUCUCAAGGACAAGCAGGGCUACCUGUCAUUCUGGAAUGACAACAUUUCAUACGCGUUACGUGGAUGUAUCCUCAUUGAACUUGCCCUACGGAGACGAAUAGCCCUCGUUAAAGACCCAAAUCGUCGUCAACUACCAAUAUCGGAACGUAUACUUGAAGUCAUCGAUGAGCGAGGGACGGGAGAGACCCUCCUAGACGAAGCACUCAAGAUGAUGAAGGGGCAAGAAGCCGCAGGUGAGAAGAUGGCGGUUAAUAGUUGGAUAGACCUUCUCAGCGGCGAAACAUGGAACGUCAUGAAGAUCGGGUUCCAACUAAAACAAGUUCGAGAACGUCUAGCAAAAGGUCUUGUCGACAAGGGUGUGCUGCGUACUGAGAAACGCAACUUCUUGUUGUUUGACAUGGCAACACACCCAAUCGCCGACAUGCGUACGAAAGAAACCAUCAUCAGCCGACUUGUUACCCUCCUCACUUUCACCACCACCGCUGUACCUCCAGCCGCCCUCGGCAAGGACGGCACACAAGCACGCGCUACUCGGUCAGUUUGUCUUGCCAUAGCUGCAUAUGCUGCGAGCGUUCUGGACAACGCUUUCGGGAGGUUAACAUACGAAGAGCGAGAAGCGGCGUUCCAAAGAUGCGACGAUAUCCUUGCAGAAUUCGCUUGUUGGCCGUUUGGCUCGAAUUCCGCUGGUAAUGGUAGCUCGUCGAGGAAAAGGGAUGCAGCGAGGAUCGGGAUGGGUAGUUCGAGCACAGGCAGUCGAGAAGCGGUGCUUGGUCUUAUUCAGGAGGUCAAGAAGGAGAUGAACGGAGAUGAGGAUCUAGGAUUUGAGUUGAUUGCUGGUGUUUUGGAGGUACUUUCUAAGCUGGAUUCGCUGCUAUAACUCUGUCACUUUUUAUUUCAUGGUACUUGACAUGUUUGCGUUAUUGUGUGUAGUCCUUCCUCGCUUCUCUUUGCAUAGAACUGGCAUGUUUGCGCAACCGAGCCUUCGUUCCUUGAC
Molecule: messenger RNA, 1360 nt
Organism: Somion occarium
Lineage: Eukaryota; Fungi; Basidiomycota; Agaricomycetes; Polyporales; Cerrenaceae
Source: the annotation of a GenBank genome assembly